CAGAAGGCAUUAAGGCAAGGUUUGGUGCAUACGUGGCACUGGAAGGCACACGCUUCUCCUAAUAUCGUUGCAUAUUCUCUAUUUCUCUCCUCUUCUUCCAUGAAAUUGUUCAUAAACACGCCAAAUUCUGCUUCCUAAAAUUGAUUGCUGUUCAUAUUGAUAUUGUUAUUUGUUUCAUUCGGCACAAGUCCCGAUGUACCGUCCACCACCGUCGUCUUCGUCGACCUCCAUGUACGGCCCGCAACCUCUGUACCCGAAGAUCGGUCCGCACCCUCACGCCGCCGUCGGCCGCCCCUCGCCCUAUCAGCAGAGUCCUGCUCCUCCUCCGUCCUCUUCUUCUGGAAUUGACGGCACUAUCAAGCCAGAAUAUAGGAUCACACCGCCGCCUCAUUUAUCACCACAUGUGGGAGAUAUUCCGCGUAGCAACUUCCAGUUUGACUUUGGAUUGGAGAGAAAAAUUAUGGCUGAAGCACAGAAGGAAAACCCAAAUUGGAGCAAAUUUGGGACAGAAAAUCUGCCUAAGGUUUCUGAAUCAAUAUCGUCAUCAUCGUCACCAAGGGUUUCUGUUGCAGAUCCUGUUGUGAGCAAAUAUAUUGCCAUGGGUCUCAACCGAGAGGCCGUUCCCAUAGCUGUUGCAAAUUAUGGGGAUAAUCCAACUAAGGUUCAGGAAUUUGUCAAUGCUUACACCCUUCUGCGUGAAAUGGGAUUUUCAUCCAACAGCGUUACUGAAGCUCUGAUUAUGCAUGACAAUGACACAGACAAGGCACUAGCACAUUUCCUUAGUGGCUCAUCAUGAGACUGUGAAGUAGCUUUAUCGUCCCUUUUGUAUGAUGAUAGAACAUCGGUCAAAUAUAGAUAGCAAUGACAUGGGUGGGCAAUCUGUUAUUCUCGAUAUGCUGCUCCUAAAGAGUUCGAGUUUAGGAUAUGUGAAUUUAUCAGUUUGAAGGGAUUUGUGUUUUUCUUUUUUACUUAGGGAUGAUAAAUUAGAGCCGAUUAUUUCUUAUUUCCUAUUCAGUUAUUCUGAUCCACCCGGAAAGAUUAAACCUCGCAGGCGAGAAUCUCUGAUUUCUUUUGGAAAAAAUUUAUUUUGGCCGAGACCAAUGUUUUGGAA
Messenger RNA from Arachis duranensis, 1111 nucleotides. RefSeq lists its product as uncharacterized. The transcript is spliced from 5 exons. Gene Ontology annotation, biological process: ubiquitin-dependent protein catabolic process via the multivesicular body sorting pathway. The record is from RefSeq and is a predicted model, not a curated record. The coding region runs from base 194 to 796 and encodes 200 amino acids. NCBI's taxonomy places the organism in Eukaryota, Viridiplantae, Streptophyta, Magnoliopsida, Fabales, Fabaceae. Gene Ontology annotation, cellular component: ESCRT I complex. Gene Ontology annotation, molecular function: ubiquitin binding.